This is a messenger RNA of Mercenaria mercenaria, 11417 nucleotides long. RefSeq names its product phenylalanine--tRNA ligase, mitochondrial-like. The transcript has 6 exons. Gene Ontology annotation, molecular function: ATP binding; tRNA binding; phenylalanine-tRNA ligase activity. The record is from RefSeq and is a predicted model, not a curated record. Gene Ontology annotation, biological process: phenylalanyl-tRNA aminoacylation. Lineage: Eukaryota; Metazoa; Mollusca; Bivalvia; Venerida; Veneridae. Gene Ontology annotation, cellular component: mitochondrion; cytoplasm. Bases 146 to 1444 code for a protein of 432 amino acids.
GUACUUCAAAAAUGUAGUUAAAGUCGUAAAAUUUUGACAACCCUGUUCUGAAGGCUGAGCAACAACAACUGAAAGCAAAAUCUAAUAAACACUGAUAAAUUAUCAGAUUAUCAUAUAUUCAAGACAUUGCAAAGCAAAUGCAAGAAUGCGAAAUCUCUUCAAACGCUAUCGGUUGUUUUCAACAUUCCACAGUCACUGGAUUGCAGCCAGGUGUUUUUGCAAUGAACCUGCUACAAAGGAUGUGACUUGUGUCUUGGGUAAACGUUAUCCAGUUGACAGUUGGACCAAUGUAUCUCCAUCAAUCAUUGGAAAGUUGGGAACCAACCUUCACACCCAGAAACAUCAUCCUUUAGGGCUUCUUAAACUCCAGAUACAGAACUUCUUUUACAAAACUUAUGUGAAAAGAAGUGGCAAUCCGAUUUUCUCUGUUUAUGAUAACAUUAGUCCAGUUGUAACUCUUGAACAAAAUUAUGACCAUCUAUUGGUACCAAAAGACCAUCCCAGUCGUAAGUGGUCAGACAGCUACUACAUAAAUUGUUGCUACAUGUUGAGAGCACACACAACAGCUCAUCAACACGAUCUCAUUUCAAGUGGACUAGAUAGUUUUCUGAUUGUGGGUGAUGUAUAUAGGAGGGAUACGAUAGAUUCAACACAUUAUCCUGCUUUCCACCAGUUAGAUGGAGUUAGGCUUUUCUCCAAACAUGAGUUGUUCUCAAAUGUAGAUGAGAUUGACUCUCUGCAUCUGUUUGAAAAUGGGUUGAAGACAGAUUUGAAGCAGGGAGAACAUACAUUAGAGGCAGCACUUGUUGUAAGCAACCAGUUGAAAUCUACGCUACAAAAUCUUGCUAAAUCACUGUUUGGGAAAGAUAUUGAGUAUCGUUGGGUAGAGGAGUAUUUUCCAUUCACACAUCCUUCCUGGGAGCUUGAAAUUAUGUAUAAAGGCAAGUGGAUGGAAGUUUUAGGAUGUGGGGUCAUACGCCAAGAGAUUUUACAGAAAGCUGGAGCAGUAGACAAAGUAGGUUGGGCAUUUGGUAUGGGAUUGGAGCGUCUGGCGAUGAAGCUGUACAACAUUUCUGACAUACGUUUGUUCUGGAGCAAGGACCCAAGAUUCACCAACCAAUUCAAGGUGGAAGAUCCCAGUACUCAAAUUAAAUUCAAGCCACUCAGUAAACACCCAGAAUUGAAAAAUGACAUUUCAUUUUGGAUUCCUGCCAAUUAUGAGGAGAACAAUUUCUAUGAUCUUGUACGUUCUGUAGGAGGAGAUCUUAUAGAAAAUGUAGAACUGAUUGAUGAGUUUGAGAACAAAAAAUCUGGGAAAACAAGUCACUGCUACAGAUUGAUAUACAGACAUAUGGAGAGACCACUGACACAGGAUGAAGUCAAUUUAGUGCACCAGAAAAUAGCAACAGAUGCUACUAGUAAUCUUGGAGUAGUGAUUAGAUAAACUUCUAUUUGAAUCACCUUUUUCUUUACAAGGUGUUCUUUGAUGUAAAACAAUACCAUUGAUUUUAUACAUCAUUGUAAAGAUUUUAUGGGUGGUGACAGGAACAUUUUUAGUUUUGAUUAUUUUUGAAUAUAUGGUUAAAAAGUGGUUUUGGUGGGCUGUUUUCCAUUGUAAAUUUCAGCCAUUUUUGAUACUAGAUUAAAAAAAGGUCAUUGGACUCGCCCGUGCGCAGGCGUCCUGAUUUGGUUAAGGUUUGGUAUGUAACUUGGUAUCUCAGUAACCACUUGUGGGAAUGGAUUGAAACUUCACACACUUAUUCACUGUGAUAAACUGACUUACAUUACACAGGUUCCAUAACUCUAUUUUGCAUUUUUACAAAAUUAUGCCCCUUUUUCGACUUAGCAGUUUUUGGUUAAGUUUUUGUAUGUAAGCUGGUAUCUCAGUAUCCACUAAAGGGAAUGGAUUGAAACUUCACACUUGUUUACUGUCAUUAUUCUGACAUGCACUAAGCAGGUCCCGUAAAUCUGCUUUGCAUUUUUGCACAGGUUCCAUAACUCUACUUUGCAUUUUUACAAAAUUAUGCCCCUUUUUCGACUUGGCAGUUUUUGGUUAAGUUUUUGUAUGUAAGCUGGUAUCUCAGUAUCCACUAGUGGGAAUGGAUUGAAACUUCACAUACGUGUUCACUGUCAUGAUCUAACAUGCACUGUGAAGGUCCUGUAAUGCUACUUUGCAUUUUUACAAAAUUAUGCCCCUUUUUCGACUUGGCAGUUUUUGGUUAAGUUUUUGUAUGUAAGCUGGUAUCUCAGUAUCCACUAUUGGGAAUGGAUUGAAACUUCACACACUUGUUCACUGUCAUCAUCUGACUUGCACUAAGCAGGUCCCAUAACUCUACUUUGUUUUGUUUUUUCAAAAUUAUGCCCCUUUUUUGACUUAGCAGUUUUUGGUUAAGUUUUUGUAAGUAAGCUGGUAUCUCAGUAUCCACUUAUGGGAAUGGAUUGAAACUUCACACACUUGUUCACUGUCAUGAUAUGACAUGCAGAGCAUGCAAUAACUCUUCUUUUCAUUUUUACAAAAUUAUGCCCCUUUUUCAAGUUAGCAGUUUUUGGUUAAAUUCUUAUAUGUAAGCUGGUAUCUCAGUACCCACUAAUGGGAAUGGAUUGAAACACAUACUUGUCCACUGUCAUGAGCUGAUAAGCACUGUGCAGGUUCCAUAACCCUGUUUUGCAUUUUUACAAAAUUAUGACCCUUUUCCGACUUUUGUAUUCAUUCAAUUGACAAGGCUGUUGAAUAGACGAGCGUUGCUGUCCUCCGACAGCUCUUGUUCCCCUAUUGGUUGAAAACCAGUUUCGGGACUGUAGAAUUGCGCUUUUCCAUCUGUCAUUCAGUCAUUCCAUCCAUAUGCAGUUUUAUGUCCAGUCAAUAACUUCGUCAUUCAAAAUGGUCCAUAACUCUGUCACUCACCAAGGAAUUUUAAUUAUGUCUCCCCCCCCCCCUCCACCCUCCACUGGGGGAGACAUACUGUUUUUGCCCUGUCCAUCCUUCCGUCUGUCUGUCACACUUCAUUUCCGACUUCAUAGGGUGGCAGGGAUUACGGAGUAGACGACCCCUAUUGUUUUUGGGGUCACUCCAUCAAAGGUCAAGGUCACAGGGGCCUGAACAUGGAAAACCAUUUCCAGUCAAUAACUUAAGAAUCACUUGACCUAGAAUGUUGAAACUCCAUAGGAUGAUUGGUCUUGCAGAGUAGAUGACCCCUAUUGAUUUUGGGGUAACUCUGUUUAAGGUCAAGGUCACAGGGGCCUGAACAUGAAAAACCAUUUCCGAUCAUUAACUUGAGAACCACUUGACCCAGAAUGUUGAAACUUCUUAGGAUGAUUGGACAUGCAGAGUAGAUGACCCCUAUUGAUUUUAGGGUCACUCUGUUCAAGGUCAAGGUCAUAAGGGCCUGAACAUGGAAAACCAUUUCCGAUCAAUAACUUGAGAACCAAUUGACCAAGAGUGUUGAAAUUUCAUAGGAUGAUUGGACAUGCAGAGUGGAUUAACCCUAUUGAUUUUGGGGUCACUCUGUUAAAGGUCAAGGUCACAGUGGACAGAACAUGGAAAUUCAUUUCCAGUCAGUAACUUGAGAACCAUUUGACCUAGAACCUUCAGACUCCAAAGGGUGGCAGGGCUUAUGGAGUAGAUGACCCCUAUUGUUUUGGAGGUCACUCCAUCAAAGGUCAAUGUCACAGGGGCCUGAACAUUGAAAACAAUUUCCGAUCAAUAACUUGAGAACCACUUGAGCCAGAAUGUUGAAACUUCAUAGGAUGAUUAGACAUGCAGAAUAGAUGACCCCUAUUGAUUUUAGGGUCACUCUAUUAAAGGUCAAGCUCACAGUGGACAGAACAUUGCAAUCCAUUUCCGGUCAAUAAUUGAAAACCAUUUGACCUAGAACCUUCAGACUUCAUAGGGUGAAAGGACUUACAGAGCAGAUGAUCCCUAAUGUUUUUGGGGUCAUGCCAUCAAAGAUCAAGGUCACAGGGGGCUGAACAUAGAAAACUCUUUCCAAUCAAUAACUUUAGAAUCACUUGACCCAGAAUGUUGAAACUUAUUAGGAUGAUUGGACAUGCAGAUUAGAUGACCCCUACUGAUUUUGGGGUCACUUGAUCAAAGGUCAAGGCCACAGGGGCCUGAACAUAGAAAAUAUUUCCAAUUCAUAACUUUAGAACUGCUAGACCCCAAAUGUUGAAACUUAGUGGGAUGAUUUGACAUGCAAAGUAGAUGAUCCCUAUUGCAGCCAACCAUCAGUGUCUCUUUGACUUUUGCUCCUGUGCCCUAUUGACUUCUUGCCUAUACGACUAUGCAGUGGGGGAGACAUGCGCUUUUCUACAAAAGCAUCUUCGAGUUAUACCACCACAAAACGAAGUUUAGGGGGGUAUAUAGGAGUGAGCUUUGCGGUCGAUCGGUCGGUCGGUUGGUCCAUUGGUUGUUGUGGUUUCAGGAUGAUAACUCAUGAAAGGACUGACCGAUUUGAAUAAUUUUUGUUACACAGGUGUAACAUCAGAAAAUACAGGUCAAGUUAGAAUUUGGGGUCAAUAGGUUAAAGGUCACCCUGAACAGUUAAACCGUUUCCGGAUGAUAGCUUGAGAACACUUGGGCCUGUGAUAAUAUAUUUUGGUACACAGGUGUUACAUCAUAAAAUACAGGUCAGGUUUGACUUUGGGGUCUGUUGGUCAAAGGUCAAGGUCAAAGUGACUUGGAACAGUUAAACUGUUUCCGGAUGAUAACUCGAGAACACUUGGGCCUAGGAUCAUAAUUUUUGGUACACAGGUGUAACUUGAAAUACAGGUCAAGUUCGACUUUGAGGUCUGUAGGUCAAAGGUCAAGGUCACAGUGACUCGGAACAGUUAAACUGUUUCAAGAUUACAGAUAACUUGAGAACGCUUGGGUCUAGGAUCUUAAAUUUUUGUACACGGGUGUAACAUGAUUAAAUACAGGUCAUGUUCGACUUUGAAGUUAGUAGGUCAAAGGCCAAGGUCACAAAAACACAAAACAGUUAAACUGUUUCCGGGUGAUAACUUGAGAACAUUUGGGCCUAGGAUCAUGAAAACUGAUAGCAAGGUUGGUUAUGACCAGCAGAUGACCUCUAAUGAUUUUGAGGUCAACAGGUCAAGGUCACAGUGACCCGGAACAUUUAAACGGUUUUCAGACAAUAACUUCACAACGCUUGGGACUAGGAUCACAAAAUUUAAUAGGGAGGUUGGUCAUAACCAGCAGAUGACCCGUAAUUAUUUUGGGUUCCAAAGGUCAUAGGUCAUUUAAACCUUUUCCAGACAAUAACUUGAGAACGCUUGGGCCAAGAAUCAUGAAACUUCAUAGGGAGGUUGAUCAUGACCAGCAGAUGACCUCUAUUGAUUUUGAGGUCAGUAGGUCAAAGGUCAAGCAAGUUCAGCUUUGACAUUGGCUUUGUUCUGUGACAAGGCCAUAUUGUGGGGGUAUAAUUCGUCACUCCUGUGACAACUCUAGUUUUACUUGGCCUUGGCUCUAAUAUUUUCCAUGAUGAGAUGAUGUGUUAUGUGCCAAAGCCAGAUCUCGAGCUCUAAGGUCAAGGUCAGACUUGAAGGUCAAAGGUGAACAAGGCUUUUUUCUUGUUGGGUCUGUAACUCAAGAACCCAUUAAGGGUUUUUAGCUCACCAGAGCACAAAGUGCUCAAGGUGAGCUAUUGUGACCGGUCAUUGUCCGGUGUCCGUCGACGUCCGUUAACAUUUGCCUUGUGAACACUCUAGAGACCACAUUUUUGACCCAAUCUUUAUGAAACUUGGUCAGAGAGUUUUUCUUGAUGAUCUCUAGGUCAAGUUCGAAACUGGGUCAUGUGGAGUCAAAAACUAGGUCAGUAGGUCAAAUCAUAGGAAAAGCUUGUGAACACUCUAGAGACCACAUUUUUGACCCAAUCUUUAUGAAACUUAGUCAGAAUGUUUGUCUUGAUGAUCUCUAGGUCAAGUUUGAAUCUGGGUCAUGUGGGGUCAAAAACUAGGUCAGUAGGUCAGAUCAAUGGAAAAGUUUGUGAACACUCUCGAGGCCACAUUUUUGACCCAAUCUUUAUGAAACUUGGUCAGAGUGUUAGUCUUGAUGAUCUCUAGGUCAGGGUCGAAACUGGGAUAUGUUGGUUCAAAAACUAGGUCAGUAGGUCAGAUCAAAGGAAAAGCUUUUGAACACUCUAAAGACCACAUUUUUGACCCAAUCUUCAUAAAACUUGAUCAGAAUGUUUGUCUUGAUGAUCUCUAGGUCAAGUUCGAAACUGGGUCAUGUGGAGUCAAAAACUAGGUCAGUAGGUCAAAUCAUAGGAAAAGCUUGUGAACACUCUCGAGACCACAUUUGUGACCUAAUCUUUUUGAAACUUGGUCAGAAUGUUUGUCUUGAUGAUUUCUAGGUCAAGUUCGAAACUGGGUCGUGUGGGGUCAAAAACUAGGUCAGUAGGUCAGAUCAAUGGAAAAGCUUGUGAACACUCUAGAGACUACAUUUUUGACCCAAUCUUUAUGAAACAUGGUUUAAACUUUAGUCUUGAUGAUCUCUAGGUCAAUUUUGAAACUCGGUCAUGUGGGGUCAAAAACUAGGUCACCUGGCCAGAUCAAAGGAAAAGCUUGUGAACACUUUAGAGGCCACAUUUGUGCCUCAAUCUUUAUGAAACUGAGUCAGAAUGUUUGUCUUUAUCAUUUCUAGGUCAGAUAUGAAUCUGGGUCAUGUGCGGUCAAAAACUAGGUCACUAGGCCAGAUCAAAGGAAAUUCUUUUCAACACUCUAGAGACCACAAUUUAAGUUUGAAACUUGUGGGAAUUAGUCAGAAUGAUUGUUUUGAUAAUCAAUAGGUCAAGUUUGAAUCUGUGUCAUUUGAGGUCAAAAACUAGGUCUCCGGUCAAAUCAAAGGAAAAGCUUGUGAACACUCUAGAGGCCACAGUUGUACCAAAUUUUUACCAAAUUUAGUCAGAAUGUUUGUCUUGAUGAUCUUUGGGUCAAGUUCAGUCUUGGUCAUUCGGGGUCAAAAACUAGGUCAGUAGGCCAGAUCAACUCUGGUGAGCGAUGUAUAGGGCCAUCAUGGCCCUCUUGUUAAUAUCACUUGGCACAAAUGUACCUCAUAACUAGGCAAUUUGUCCUGCAAAAAAUUCUGUCCCUUAGCUUAAAGGUCAAAGUCACACUUGGCAGUCAACUGUUAACAUGGCAUUAAGAAGGUCUGAUUUGUGUCCAGUCCAGAACUCGGUCAUCUAUCAAAGUAUUACAAUAUACCAUGGCAUAAAUGUUUCCAAUAACUAGACAACAUGUCUUGUGCAAACCUAGAACCCUAGCUCAAAGGUCAAGGUCACAUUUUGAGAUCAAAGGUCAAUAGGGUUGUUUUUCCUGUCUUGUCCAUAACUUUGUCAUGCAAAACAGGAUUUAAAUAUUAGUUGGAAAAAUAUUCCCCUUGAUGAGACGAGGUGUCAUGCACAAAACACCCCUAGCUUGAAUGUCAAGGUCACACUUGGAGGUCAGAUGUAAACGGCUUAUUUUCCCUAUCUGGUCUGUAACCCGACAAUCUAUAAAGGGAUUUUAAUAUUACUUCUUACAAAUGUUCCCUAUAAGAUGAUGUGUCAUGUGCAACACUCAAACCCCUAUGUCAAAGGUCAAGGUCACACUUAGAGGUCAAAGGUCUGUAGGUAUUUAGCUCAGGUUUUCAGAUCGCUCGCUUGAUGUCCGGCAUCCGGCAUCUGUCUGUCGUCCGUCGUCCGUCAACAUUUAGCUUGUGUAUGCGAUAGAGGCUGUAUUUUUCAACUGAUCUUCAUGAAAUUUGGUCAGAAUGAUUACCUUGAUGAAAUCUAGGACGAGUUCAAAAAUGCGUCAUCUGGGGUCAAAAACUAGGUCACUAGGUCAAAUCAAAGAAAAACCUUGUGUAUGCAAUAGAGGCUGUAUUUUUCAACUGAUCUACAUGAAAUUUGGUCAGAAUGAUUACCUUGAUAGAAUCUAGGCCGAGUUCGAAAAUGGGUCAUCUGGGAUCAAAAACUAGGUCACUAGGUAAAAUCAAAGAAAAAUCUUAUGUAUGCAAGAGGCUGUAUUUUUCAAUUAAGGUUCAUGAAUUUUGGUUAGAAUGAUUACCUUGAUGAAAUCUAGGCCAGGUUCGAAAAUGGGUCAUCUGGGAUCAAAAGCUAGGUCACUAGGUCAGAUCAAAGAAAAACCUUUUGUAUGCGAUAGAGGCUGUAUUUUUCAAUUGAUCUUCAUGAAAUUUGUUCAGAAUGAUUGCCUUGAUGAAAUCUAGGCCAGUUACGAAUAUGGGUCAUCUAGGGUCAAAAACUAGGACAAUAGGUCAAAUCAAAGAAAAACCUUGUGUAUGCAAUAGGGGCUGCAUUUUACACCGGAUCUUCAUGAAAUCUGAUCAGAAUGUUUGUCUGGAUGAAAUCUAGGUCGAAUUUGAAUAUAGGUCAUCCAGGGUCAAAAACUAGGUCACCCAGUCAAAUUAAAGAAAAACCUUGGGUACGCAAUAGGGGCUGCAUUUUACACUGGAUAUACAUAAAAUUUAGUCAGAAUGAUUGCCUUAAUGAAAUCUAGGUCAAGUUAGAAUAUAUGUCAUCUUUGGUUAAAAACUAGGUCACUAGGUCAAAUCAAAGAAAAACCUUGUGUAUGCGAUAGACUGUAUUUUCCAAUCGAUCUUCAUGAAAUUUGGUUAGAAUGAUAGCCUUGAUGAAAUUAGUCAAUUUUGAAUACGGGUCAUCUGGGGUCAAAAACUAGGUAGCUAGGACAAAUCAAAGAAAAAGGUUUUUUAUGCGAUAGAGGCUGUAUUUUUCAAUUGAGGUUCAUGAAAUUUAGUCAGAAUGAUUACCUUGAUCAAAUCUAGGUCAAGUUUGAAUGUAGGUUACCUUAGCUUAAAAACUAGGUCACUAUGUCAAAUUACAUAUUGUAUAUAUAUAUAUAAUACAGUAUUUUAUUUUAUGCUAACUGAUGAAAUACUGUGUUUUAUCAGUGAGAUAUAAUCCAUAUCACUCACUGUAAAUGCCGAUCUACUUGUACAUUGUGUAUGAAUUUUAAAUUAUUUGCUUAAAACAGGAUGAAAAUUGUAGUCGCACUUUGUUCUUUAUAGUAAAUUUCUCGAUUCAAAUUACAAAUGUAUUUUACUUAAUGAGAAUUUCAUAACAUUAAGCAGCAAAAAUUAAAAUAAAAUGGAACUUUAUGUUGCAUGCGUCUUUCUAACCUCACAAAACGUCUGACAUCAUGUCUGUUUACGCGCGUCAGUUUCCCGCGCUGAGAUUAAAAUUUAUUUGAAAAUGCACAUCUCAGCGUAAUUAAGCAUAAAAUAAAAAGAAAAUUUGUUUGUUUUUCGUGAAUAUGGAAUAUAUCUCACCUCGAAGUGAGAAAAUUUUCACAUUUUCACUCACGCUAAGCGCACUUGAAAAUAUUUGUAAUUUUCUCACUUCGAGGUGAGAUAUAUUCCAUAUUCACGAAAAACAAACCAAUAUCCUCUAUGUUUAUACAUUAUUGGCAGAUAUCAGAUCAUUAUUUUAUACUGCAGUAGAGAAAAUUAGUUGCCUUCGAGUGGGGGACUUUGUAUUGCCAUGAUGGCUAUACAUGUACUUCAUUCACUUGUUUGUAUUUGAAUUGUUACAAAACUUGCAGUCUCAUAUGGUUCUGGGAUAACAACUUAUGUGUGAAAAGACUGAGAACCACUACCUUACCCUAGAUUGAUCAUCAGAGGAAACUAUUUGGGUUUGAACACAUGGUUUUGCUGUACCUCUGUGAUUCCAGCAGGUAUAAAGUUUUGAUUUCAUACCUCAUAUUUUUAUUUCGAUGUAAAUGAGAUGUGAAACCAAAAUUUUUUUGUCCUGUUUGGUGCCAUAUAACCUCUACUGUGUUGAUGUGCGCUUAAACCCACAUCAAAUCAAAUUAAAACUUUCAUGAUGUCUUAACUAGUAUAAAACAGACAUGGUGAUGGAUUACUGUUGUGUGCAAUUGAUUGUCAAUUUAUUUAUUAAUAAUUAAUUACAUGAGUCAAAUUCAUGUAAUUGAUUAUUAUUUGAUUAUUAUUUGGAUGUAUAAUCAAUUACUUUGACUGAAGUGAUCGUGAUUUCAUGAUGUGUACAAUUACUUUAAAUCAAUUAAAAACUUAUGUGCAAUUGUGAAAUUUCCUUUAAAGGAUUAUGCACUAUCACAAAUACAGAAUUAUAUAGGUUCAUCAAACUAGCACUGUCGGUUGGUCGGUCAGUAUGUUGACCAAUCAGUUUCCAGAUGAUAACUCAAUGCUUGGGCUUAGGGUCUUGAAAGUUGAUAGGUAGGUUGGUCAUGACCAGCACAUGACCCCUAUUGAUCUUGAGAUCAGUAGGUCAAAGGUCAAGGUACUGUUAAAUGGUUUCUGGAUGAUAACUUGUGAAUGCUUGGGCCUAGGAUCACAAAGCUAAAUAGGGUGGUUAAUCAUGACCAGCAGAUGACCCCUAUAGAUUUUGAAGGUCACAUUGACCCAGAACAGGUCUAUGGUUUCCAGAUGAUUACUCAAGAAUGCUUGAGCCUAGGAUCAUGAAAGUUGAUAGGGAAGUUGGUUGUGACCAGCAGAUGACCCCUAUUGAUUCUGAGAUCAGUAUUCAGUAGAUCAAAAGUCAAGGUCACAGUGACCCAGAACAGUAAAAGGGUUUCUGGACGAUAACUUGAGAACGCUUGGGCCUAGGAUUACGAAACUUGUUAGAGAGGUUGAUCAUGACCAUCAUCAAAGUAGCACAGUUGGUAUAAUGUCGGUCUUUACUGUGUUUGGUGCUGCGACAGCAUCUGUUUCUAUGUUAUAUAAAUGCAGUGAAGCAAUAACUGAAUCUAUUUCCUCCAUGUGGUAGCCAGUUUUCACAGCAGAGCUAUCAAAUUGUUCAUGUUUAGCAAGAAAUGCAUCUUUUGCAGAUGUAAAGACUUGCAGAAGCAAUUGAUUAUUGAUAUCUUUUUGGCAUCUGUUGCAAAACAGACUGUGGCUUCAAAUGUUUAUACAGAUUAUCUGGUGGCAUCGCUGUUAUAGUACAUGGCGGUUUGUGGAGAUAUGGGCCACUGUGAGAAAAAUAUUGAGAAAUAAAGAGACCUAUAUCACAUUGUAGAUUGAAGUGAGUUCAUAUCCUAAUUUCCCAUGUAUCUCUUUCUGGACACGCGACUGGAAAAAGUUCAUGAAGUCAUAAAUAUGGCGGCUUAAGAGAAAAUGAAAAAGGCAGAAAAUGCAUGACUGCUGAAUAAUUAUGUCAUCAAAAACUAUGUUUUAAUUGUAAUAAUGGUAUUUUUUGAAAGGUAAUGUUUGUUCUAGCAGAUAAAACAUUUUUAUGAAAAAGAAGAUGGAAUUUAUUAUGCUUAAAGUGGCAUUAUGCACAUCUUACUGCACAUUGUGUGUUUAGUUGAAUGUUUUAUAACAACAAUUUUCGGUUCCUGUGCAUUUAAAUAUGUUAAAUUAAUGAUAAUGCCACAUAAAUAUUUGAAGUUGAUGCUUUAGAAAUAAAGAAAUUGGACUAAUAAAUUAA